This is a messenger RNA of Loxodonta africana (African savanna elephant), 2758 nucleotides long. It is a transcript of the gene SRD5A1, whose product is annotated as steroid 5 alpha-reductase 1. NCBI's taxonomy places the organism in Eukaryota, Metazoa, Chordata, Mammalia, Proboscidea, Elephantidae. The transcript has 5 exons. Bases 44 to 757 code for a protein of 237 amino acids. Gene Ontology annotation, cellular component: membrane. Gene Ontology annotation, biological process: steroid metabolic process. The record is from RefSeq and is a predicted model, not a curated record. Gene Ontology annotation, molecular function: 3-oxo-5-alpha-steroid 4-dehydrogenase activity.
CGAGCCGUGGUUCUUGGAUGCGCUGGCGGGCGCGCAAGGCGUCAUGGCCUUCUUGAGCUUCAUGAUACUGCGGCGCCUCGGCUCGCCCUACGGGCGGUACUCGUCGCCGCUGGUGCGCUGGUGGGUGCCGGCACGGCUGGCCUGGGUGCUGCAGGAGCUGCCCUCGCUGGCCGUGCCGCUGCUGGAGUGCGCCCGCGCCGCCCCCGGCCAGUUGGGCUGCCCGCCCAACGCCUGUCUGCUGGUCAUGUUCCUAGUGCACUACGCUUACCGGUCCUUGAUUUUCCCAUUUCUGAUCCGAGGUGGAAAACCCAUGCCAUUGUAUACGUGUGCGCUGGCGUUCACGUUCUGUGUCUGUAAUGGCUACCUGCAAGGCAGGUACCUGAGCCAGUACGCGGAGUAUGCUGAAGACUGGGUCACUGAUCCCCGCUUUCUGGCCGGUUUUGCCCUGUGGUUAGUGGGCAUAUUGAUAAACAUCCACUCAGAUCAUAUCCUAAGGAAUCUCAGGAAACCCGGGGAGACUGGAUACAAAAUACCAAGGGGAGGCUUGUUUGAGUACGUGACCGCGGCCAACUACUUCGGCGAGAUCGUUGAGUGGUGUGGCUACGCGCUGGCCAGCUGGUCUGCCCAAGGCGGGGCCUUUGCGCUCUUCACAUUUUGUAUUUUAUCCUCCAGAGCAGAACAGCAUCACCGGUGGUACCUUGAGAAGUUUGAAGAUUAUCCAAAGUCCAGAAAAAUUUUAUUUCCAUUUUUGUUUUAAGUACAUUGUCAAUGAAAUUAUCUUCAACUUGAAGAUUUUCAGUGAUUCUUCCCCAGGGACUAAUAUAAAUGAAUGCCUUUCUAUGUAAUUUUCCUUUGUCUUUUUCCGGGUAUGCUCUGGGGAUUUUUUCCCAAGUAAACGUAUGAGUUACCUAACCACAAACUAAUGAAACGCAAAUGCAGAUGGCUGUGUACUGGGUGAGGGGUCACAAGCUUUGGGUGAUUCCUGCUGAUGGUUUUCCUGAUUUUGAAUUUACCUCUUCAUUUUUUUUUUUUGCUAUGUGUGGCUAAGUGUUCAUGAGAGCAGAAUUCAUGAGCCAUCUUUGAUGGCCUAUGGACCAACAAAUUUCCCCACCCCUUUUACAGCCCCCUUCAGUGAUUGGUUCAAGACCAAAGGCAUCAUUGUCCCCCUCAGCCCCACAAAAAGGCAGGAUCACUGUCCCAUACCCCACUCGUCCUGAGGAGCUUGGAGAGGCCUGAGCUGUUCCUGGGUGCAGCCAUGGACCCAGGUGGCGGGGGGUGGCCUUCUUCACUGUGGGGUGCUGCAGAGGCGGAGGACUGGGGGUGGAGAAGGGAGCCCCCUGAGCCCGCCUGAGGCCUAAACAAAAGGCCUCCUGCCCCUGCACACAUUGGUGGGGGGGAAGAUUUCAUAAGGACCAUCGUCCUCUGUGAAAGGAACCCUUUGGCCCUACAGCAGGCCUUCCCUGGCUCAGCAGGACGGCAUUUGGCCACCUUCUCAGUGAACCAUGAAUAUCCUUUGGUCGUCUUCCUUUCAUCUAUGCAGAAUGGGAAUUUUCUAAUGCACUGUGUUUUUUUAAGUACCCCUCAAUAUUGCAAAAAGAUGCCUUGAAACGGGAUUUCUUGCUCUAGCGUCACUUGAAAGGCCACAGAGGUGGAUGGCAGUAAUAAAGUUUCCUGCGGGCAGCUGCCAGGGAGUUGGGGACUGUCCGUCAGGAGUCAGUCAGGAUAGCAAGGGGACCUGGAACCCUGGCUCAUACUGUGCGGUGCCUUGGAAGGGGCCCCUCCAUUCCGACUGCGACUGCACACGGGGCCUCGGAAGACAUGACGUGUGUUUCUGUGCCUCCUUUGCCGGGCCAGACAGAGAGAAGUGCAGGUGAGGACACUGUGUUUGCUCCAGGACCCGUGAUGGUGCUACAUGCAGCCACCCUCCAGACAGAGCCCCCGUGCCCUGGGUGCCUCCCCAACCAGUGGCUGCCCCCUCACCUCAGCUUUAAUAUAUAAACGAUAUCCUCCAUGUUAGUGGCUUUCACAAGAAGCCCUGGGGACUCAAUACUACUAACUGAAAGGCUGGCAUUUGGAACCCACCAGUGGCUCGGCGGGAGAGAAGACCUGGCGAUCUUCUCCCUCCCGUAAACAUUGUGUUGUUGUGCGCCGUCAAGUUGAUUUCAACUCCUAGCAAACCUAUGUGACAGAGAAAACCUUACGGGGCAGUUCUACUCUGUCCUGUAGGGUCACCGUGAGUCGGAAUCAACUCAAUAGCACACAACAAAAACUGGUUUUUAGAAUCUUCAGGGUUUUACAAUUAGCACAGAAAACAUUUUAUGUGGCUAUGUUUAACUUUUCGUAAAACUUGGUAAAAUGUUUUUGCAUAGACAUGCUGGCCCUUUUUUCUGAUCAAAUCGUUGCUUGAAUCCGUAAAGCAAUAACCUUUGGCAUCUCUUGAUCUCCUCAGGAAAACUCAGAAGUCAGAGCUGGUCUUGAUGUGUUUGGGCUGCUGUGUUCUGGAAGGCACAUUCCUCCAGGGGAGGAUGCUUGUCUUUCAGAUCCAGACAGAUUCACUCACCAUGACUGUAACUUCCAUUGGUGCCUUUUUCCGUAAAUGACCGGUUUGUACAAAAGUUGGGGUUACUUCAAAAUAAGACUUGAGGUGCUGUUACUGCUCACAUGUACAGCCUGAAUGGCUGGUUAACACGGAAAGAACUUCUGGUGUACGUUACAUCUCACUGCCACCAUGUCCUGAAAACAGUAACUUAGCAUAUUA